This is a messenger RNA of Pectinophora gossypiella (pink bollworm), 3543 nucleotides long. RefSeq names its product failed axon connections (gene fax). The coding region runs from base 150 to 1274 and encodes 374 amino acids. The record is from RefSeq and is a predicted model, not a curated record. The transcript has 6 exons. Lineage: Eukaryota; Metazoa; Arthropoda; Insecta; Lepidoptera; Gelechiidae. Gene Ontology annotation, cellular component: cytoplasm.
AGUUACUCAGUUGACUACGUGCGGUGUAGUGGUGUCGUCAAUUUUAUGCGCUGCAAACGCUCCCUAGCCUAGCGGCGUUGAACUAAUCAUACAAAGUAGCUUCUUGCGGUUAUUGUGUACUGUGCGUGAUUAUAAUUUUUGUCGAAACUAUGGCUACAGAAGUUACAAAUAACGUACCCGAAACAGAGAAGGAGAAGGAAUUGAAGGAGGACGCGCCGGUAGACAAUGGGCAAACUAAAGAAGAGCCACCGGCGUCCGGCGAAAAGGGCGAAGAGAAGGCAGAGGAAAAAAAGCCUGAACCGGCUCCGCCAAAGCCCACAGUUCACAAGGCUAAUUACGAAAAAGAUAUAGUUUAUCUAUAUCAGUUCUCGAGAACUCCUUUGUUACCGUCGACAUCACCGUACUGCUUGAAAGUUGAAACAUGGCUCCGCCUGGCUGGCAUCAAGUACGAGAAUGUUGACCACAAGGCAAAGUUCCGAUCCAAAAAAGGGCAACUUCCAUUUAUAGAGUUGAAUGGCGAAGAGAUUGCCGACAGCACUUUCAUCAUAAAGGAGCUUUCCGAAAAGUUCAAUAAGGACCUUGAUGCGGGACUAACUCCGGAGCAGCGGGUGGUGGCCCACGCGAUGAUCUCGAUGAUCGAGAACCACCUCUCGUGGGUGCUGCUGUGGUGGCGCGCCAAGUACCCCGACAGCGUCAUCAAGGGCUACCAAGUCAACCUGCAGAAUGCUCUCAACACUCGUCUGCCCAACCCGAUUCUUAACUUCUGCUACAAGCUCACCUCAGGCCGCAAGGGCAUGAAGAAGGCUAAAGCCCACGGGAUUGGUGUGCAUACUCAGGACGAGAUUAUAGAAUUUGGCAAGAACGAUCUUCGAGUGCUCUCCGACUUGCUCUCGGACAGGCCUUUCUUCUUCGGGGACGAGCCCACCCUGCUAGAUGUGGUGGCGUUUUCUAACUUGGCCCAGUUGAACUUCAUCGACAAGGAAGUGUCACAUCCGCUGCGGGAUGCUAUGAACGAGUCAUUCCCGAAUUUGGUGGGGCUGGUUUCGCGCAUCAAGGAGCGUGCAUUCCACGACUGGGACGACAUCUGCUCCACGCUCGAUCUGAACGCGCACCUGCCCAAGCCGCCAAAGGAGACGAAGGAAUCCAAGGAGGGUACAGGGCCCGCUGAGAAGCAACCGCUGCCAGAAGAACCCGAGAAGGGCAAGGGCGACGAGAAGGAGAAAGAGCUGGAAAAGGAGCCAGAAGAGAAGAAGGAGAGUGAGAAGGAGAAGUAAGCGUUGGAGGACAGCGAGCGCGUAUACAUGCUGCAUACAAGUUGAAUAUACACUUAAGAGUCAGACUCGUAAUACAUACACUGUACAUUGUAAGCGUGUAAAUCCAUUUGUCUUUCCCGUUCUUUCAGUUAACGUGGACGCGACGCGUCUCUUCGAUAUAAUUGUGCUUUUGAUUUAUUAUAAUCGUACAUAUAAUAUAUAUUCGAUCGAUGUCGUGUCGUGAUUAUAAAAAGUACGUAUGUAACCAUCAAAGUAAUUUGUUGAAUAUUUUAAUACAUUAUUGCAAAUUAGUUAUAUUUAAUGUGGAUACGGCUUUUUAUGGUUAUUAAUUUUAGUACAUGUACUCAUUUUAUGUUUAAAUUUUAUCGAAUAUGAAAUUAAUGUCUGGUAGGUAAUUUGAUUGUUAAGGUACUUACAGGAUUAGAUAAACUUUUAUUCUGAUGAACGCAUAAAUAUAAUGUAAUAUUAAUAAUACGUAAAUAUAAUAAAAUCAUAACAUUGGUGUAUUGUUGUAUGUUGGUAAUUCCACAUCUCAUUCAGAAUAUUGUAGGUAAGUGUAGGGAGCUCGACAUGACUCUUGAAUCAAUGUUUCGAUUUAAUCAGUAUGUAAUAGUAUCAUUGUCCUGUGUACCUUUUGAACACUUAGGGUCUUGUGAAAGAUAAUACUCAUUCAUCCAUCGAUAUAUUAAUUGUAUGACGAUACUUGUCGUCAAAUGUUUUAAUUCUACGGGAUAUUAAGUCUAGUAUAAUUGAUACCAAAAAUUGGCUGAUGUUUAGUAGAUAAUUGAAAACUAUAACGCAUUUGUCGAAAGAAACUAUUGAGAAAAAUGGUAAUAAAAAUUGUGGUUAUGAUUGAACGACUGUUUUUAGAUUCUAUUGGGUUUAUAAACGAAAUUUUACAAUUUACAAAUAUUUGAUAAACGAAAAAGCCUGGAAGACUGUUUUUUCAUGUUAUUGUGUAAUACAUAAGUCCAUAAAAUUUUGAUAUUGUAUUAAUAAUGUUUAAGAUUUAGGGACAAAUGUACUCAAAUUUUUAUAUGUACCUAUGUAUUUAAAUUCGAAUGUGUAUUAGGAUUUCGUGGCGCGGCAACGACGUCGGCGCCGUCGUCGACAUAAAACAAGUCUCCAUGCUCAUCUUACGUUUCAAGUAUCAUACUUAUUGUGACUGUCUCUCCGCAUGGUUCGUGCUAACUUUAGGUCGAAAUAACAAAUUAUCAUCGCACAAAUAAUGCACCCACAAUUAUACAAAGUACUUUAUAAAAAGACUGUUUGAAUGAAAGUCAAUAUCAUUCCAAUGUGACCAGCUGGCUGUAGAACGGUUAUAUUUUGUAUUAGUAUGGUGUUAUUCACUGAAACAGGCCGAGUUUCACAUUUAGGAAUAAAUCACCGAAAUAUGUUGUACAUUCCAGCCUCUUAAGCGACGUGUUUGAACUAGUAAUUAUGCACUUGUUAUGGCAGCUUUAUUAUUCUUUACUAAAUUAAAUAAUUUCGCUUCGUGAAUCUUGGCUUGGGAGAGAGUUGUACUAGUCGGUUCACUUGGCCGGAGGAUAUCGGUACCAUACUUUUUUAGGUUUGGUCUCUUUACCAUUGCAUUUUGAUAAUUGAUUAAAUUAGAAUAAAAUAAAUGUAAGUCGAUAGGUCUGAAAUUUUACAUAUAAAUAUCAUUUUAACGGUAAUCGUAAGAUAAUAAGCCAUAGAUAUGCGUAACAUUGUUCGGUGUUACGUUAGCUGUUAAGGCGAAAUGCGUCAAGGUUGAGGAAUGUUCGUUAAGAUAGUAGAUGUUAACAGUAAUUAAUCAGUGUAAUGGAAUUUGAUUUUAUGUAUAAAUUUUAAUUUGAAUUUUUGGGGUAUGGUUGACCACUGAGUCCCUCCCGACAACUGCUGACCAUCACUGCCAUUAGUCUCACGUGUAAGGAAUUAAGAAUAAGAGAGUAUAAGUUUAGGAAAUGGAAUUUCAAGCGGCGCGUGCAAUCACAGAGAUCGCGAGGACCAUGGGUGCACGCGCGGCUUACAUUACAGAUACUGAUAUAUAGGAAUAGUAGCGAGGCUACCUGGCCCGAUCAUCCAUCUUUAAAGCCUGUUUCAGUGUGAUGCAACAUCUUGGUAGAGUUUGUAAUGGCUAGCAAUUGUAUCUUUACACAAGCGUAGCGUCACUGGUACCGCACGUACACCACCGCACCACCGACUGUUUCACGUCGCCGCGUCGCAGGAGACGGUCGCUGUCACCUGCACUGUCACAUACAACAUUAGUUCUGUGUGAGCGUGAUGA